Cucurbita pepo subsp. pepo (vegetable marrow) is the source of this 1986-nucleotide messenger RNA. RefSeq lists its product as uncharacterized. Gene Ontology annotation, biological process: carbohydrate metabolic process. Lineage: Eukaryota; Viridiplantae; Streptophyta; Magnoliopsida; Cucurbitales; Cucurbitaceae. The record is from RefSeq and is a predicted model, not a curated record. Gene Ontology annotation, molecular function: carbohydrate binding; catalytic activity.
AUGGUGCUCCUUCUCUUAUUCAUCUUCACUUUAUCGCUCGCCAAAGCACGGCCACAACAGCAGCAUUCGUCCCCGCCGUUGGCGCCCGACGUAUUCCUACAAUGGCAGAUUCGUGGACAGGUGGCAAUGGACAAUGGGUUGAUUCGAGUCACUUUUUCUCGCGAAGGCAAUGUUAUUGGCAUAAAAUACAAUAACAUGGAUAACAUACUUGAUUAUCACAAUGCAUACAAUAACAGAGCAUAUUUGGAUUUGGCUUGGAACACCCCAAAUCAGACAAGUAUUAUUGAAAGAGUAAAGGCAACCAAUGUGAAGGUGAUUACAGCCACGGGUGACCAAAUAGAGCUUUCAUUCACCCGAUAUUGGAAUUCUUCAGACCCUUUCUCAGUCCCUUUGAACAUAGACCAGAGGUAUAUUCUGAGACGGGGCGAUUCUGGAUACUAUACGUAUAGCAUGUUUGAACGGCUGGAAACUUGGCCUGAACUUGAAGUGGACGAGAUCAGAAUCGCGUACAAGGCCCUAAGAGACAAAUUUCAUUACAUGGCGGUAUCAGACGAUCGACAGAGGACCAUGCCCACGCAACUGGACCGGAUGACUGGGCAGCGUCUCGCUUACGCGGAGGCGGUUCUCAUAACCCAACCCACCAACCCGGACGUCAAAGGAGAGGUGGACGAUAAGUACCAGUACUCGCAAGAGAAUAUGGAUAACAGGGUGCAUGGAUGGGUGUCUAGGGACCCAAACGUGGGGUUCUGGAUGAUCACGGCCAGUGAUGAGUUUCGUUCGGGGGGGCCGGUCAAGCAAGAACUCACAUCCCACGUUGGCCCCACAACUCUUACGGUGUUCAAGAGUAAUCAUUAUGCGGGUAAGGAUGCUUCGAUGAGAUUUAAGGAGGGAGAAGCAUGGAAAAAGGUUUUCGGUCCGGUUUUCAUUUAUCUAAACUCGGACCCGACCGGCACUGAAACCCCGGGUUCACUAUGGGAAGAUGCUAAAAACCAGAUGAGGAUAGAGAGGGGGAAGUGGCCGUAUGGGUUCGUUGAGUCAAAAGAAUUUCCAAGAUCAGAGGAAAGAGGCAGCGUUAGUGGCCGAUUAAUGGUCCGAGAUAGAUUCGCCAAGAAGGGGCAAAUGUGGGCCGAUUCUGCGUUUGUGGGCCUCGCAGCUCCCGGGGAAGUGGGGUCUUGGCAAACUGAGAGCAAGGGGUAUCAAUUUUGGACACGAGCGGAUGAAGAUGGAAAUUUCUUCAUUCAAAAUAUAAGGCCGGGAAACUACAAUCUCUACGCAUGGGUACCCGGCGUCAUUGGCGAUUACAAGUACGACGGCGACAUCAUUGUCACGGCGGCGAGUUCCACUAACCUGAGCGUGCUGAUUUACGACCCACCACGACGAGGCCCAACUCUGUGGGAGAUCGGCAUCCCUGACCGGAAGGCAGCCGAGUUCUACAUACCGGAUCCUGAACCCACCUUAACGAGCCACUUUUACAACAACACCAAAAUUCAAACCCCAGAUAAGUUCCGGCAGUACGGUAUCUGGGCACGCUACGCUGAUUUGUACCCUGAUCAGGAUCUGGUGUACAACGUUGACACGGAUGACUACCGUCGCCAUUGGUUUUACGCUCACGUAACAAGAGCCACUGGAUCCGGGGACUACCAAGCAACUACGUGGCAGAUUGUGUUUCGUCUUCGAGGACCCAUAAAGACCGGAACCUAUACGCUCCGGUUGGCGUUGGCCUCCAGUAGUCAUGGGGUGGUCGAUGUCCGGUUCAACAACCCGUUGGCCAGACGACCUGCUUUCACGACCGGGUAUUGGAACGCAGGAAGAGAUAACGCAAUUGCAAGACAUGGCAUUCAUGGGCUGUAUAGGUUAUUCAACUUCGAUGUUCCCAUUUAUUAUUUGGUCGAAGGAGACAACGUAAUCUAUCUUACACAGAGAAGACAUGCGGGUCCUUUCCUAGGAGUAAUGUACGACUACAUACGAUUUGAAGGUGUAGAGUAG